AUGGGUAAUUUCACUAUAGUUAUAGAAUUCCUCCUCAUGGGCUUUUACAAAAACUGGGAACUACAAGUCUUACAUGCCAUGCUCUUCUUGUUCAUCUACCUGAUGGCUCUGAUGGAGAACCUAUUCAUCUUCACCCUCAUCUCUCUAAAUAGGGACCUCCACACUCCCAUGUACUUCUUCCUGAAGAAUUUAUCUGUUUUAGACAUCUGCCUUAUUUCUGUCACUGUUCCCAAAUCCAUUGCCAACUCCCUGAGUCACAGCUGCUCUAUCUCUUACUAUGGGUGGGUGUUGCAGCUCUUUUUAGUGGUUUUAUUUGCAAGAUCAGAAGUUUCACUCCUCACAGUGAUGUCUUAUGAUUGCUCUAUAGCCAUCUGCCAGCCUCUACAGUAUGAAACCAUCAUGACCAAAGGAUCUUGUUUGAGGAUGGCAGUGGCUUCCUGGUUCAGUGGAGGUGUGGUUGGGGCAAUAUAUUCAGCUAAUACAUUCUCUUUACCCUUCUGUGGCCCCAAAGAGAUCCAUCAGUUCUUCUGUGAUGUCCCUUCUUUGCUUAGAAUCUCCUGCUCUAAAGAACACACUGAAGUUUAUGCGAGUGUUGCUACUGCAUUGGUGUUAGGGAUUUUUUGCUUCAUUUCUAGCAUCAUCUCUUAUGGUCACAUCUUCUCAACUGUGCUGAAGAUUCCAGCGACAAAAGGUGGGUCAAAAGCUUUCUCCACUAGCCUGCCUCAUCUCAUUGUUUUCAUGGUUUUUAUCAUAACUGGGGCCAUGGCUUAUUUAAAGCCACCUUUGGACUUUGACUCAGUUCUGGAUUUAUUGUUGUCCAUGUUCUAUACAGUGGUGCCCCCAACUGUGAACCCUAUCAUCUAUAGCCUGAGGAACAAGGACAUGAAGACUGCUUUGAGAAAACUUAUAUGCUGGAAAUACUCAUCACAGGGAUUAAUGAAAAAGUCUUUUCCUUGA
Messenger RNA from Vombatus ursinus (common wombat), 957 nucleotides. Its product is annotated as olfactory receptor 14A2-like. NCBI's taxonomy places the organism in Eukaryota, Metazoa, Chordata, Mammalia, Diprotodontia, Vombatidae. Gene Ontology annotation, biological process: G protein-coupled receptor signaling pathway. The transcript has a single exon. Bases 1 to 957 code for a protein of 318 amino acids. Gene Ontology annotation, cellular component: membrane. Gene Ontology annotation, molecular function: G protein-coupled receptor activity; odorant binding; olfactory receptor activity. The record is from RefSeq and is a predicted model, not a curated record.